Hypoxylon trugodes is the source of this 1432-nucleotide messenger RNA. Its product is annotated as alpha/beta-hydrolase. Lineage: Eukaryota; Fungi; Ascomycota; Sordariomycetes; Xylariales; Hypoxylaceae. The transcript has a single exon. The coding region runs from base 388 to 1167 and encodes 259 amino acids. The record is from RefSeq and is a predicted model, not a curated record.
CCCUAACCCUUACCCCAAGGGAUCAAUUUUCGGAGCCCCUAAAUCAUUUCUGCUGACUAAUAAAAUACUUCCCGAAUACGUUUACUAAUAGAUCUAUUACUGAUGCCAAGAGAUUUUUAAACGCGGAUUGUGUCCUCGCUGAAGGUUUAGAUACGUCUCCACUUCUCUCUCCCAAGGAAAAUGUUUACGGCGUAUUGGGAGCUUGCUAAUCUAAGGAAUAGGUAUGUUGGUGGUGGAGAAAAGGGGGUGGGGGCGGAAUUAGUAGAGAUCAGCGGACAUUCUCGCCGACAGCAUGAUUUAAACUUGGUUUUAAUAUAUUUUGCAUGCUUUCAUUCAGAUUUCAUCCAAAUGCAUUAACAUUUCUCGCUUCUCAUUGAUACCGUCUACAUGUCUUCAACACAACCUGCCAUCGUGCUCGUACCUGGGGCCUGGACACCCCCUGCUGCUUAUGCUAAACUAGCGAACGCCUUAAAAGCGAGAUCCUUCACCGUCGAGACUCCGGCCUUGCCAUCGAAUAACGGUGCUCGCCCGCCCAAUUCAUCCCACGAAGACGAUGUGGCGGCAGUGCGAAAGGUAAUCAAAUCGUUUGUCGAUGACGGUAAAGAAGUCAUAGUGUAUAUGCACUCUUAUGGGGCUGUGGUCGGCACGAAUGCUGUCGAGGGUCUUACGAAGAAGGACCGCGAAGCGCAAGGUCUUUCGGGAGGUGUUGUCUAUUUGUUCUAUCUAUGCGGCUAUCUUCUCGCCAAGGGCCAGAGUAUCUGGACGGUUAUAGAGGGGUUUGGAGUGGAAGCAGUGAAGAACCAUCCGUCUAUUACAUUUGAGGAUGAUGGGACAUGGUUUCUGAGUGAUCCCGUAGGUCACCUAUGCCACGACUUAGACCCCGAGGAUCAGGAGGAACAGCGAAAGUUAUCAACACGUCAGAAUAUGGAGGCCAUCAAGGGAAAGGUCGCCUACGAAGCAUGGAGGGACGUCCCAAGCACUUAUAUCCGAACGACAGAGGACCGAUGCGUCCCUCCUGUAUUUCAGGAUAUUUGUCUUGCUUACCCAAAAGAGGCCAAUGUACCUAUUGACGUUAAGGUGCUUAACUGUUCCCAUGCUCCUUACGCCAAAUAUCCCGACCAACUUGCCGAUAUGGUGGUUGAAGUAACCCGUUUUAAAACCGGCUGAGCUUUUCUCCCAUAAAAUCUCCAAGAAAAUCGAAACACAGGCGGAGUGGCGGUUUAUUAUAGCUUUCUGCUUUUGCCAAUCUCCGAGACUAACAAAUUGCAACCGCAAAGACUACCCAGAUAAGAAUGCUUCUCUGAGCAGAAAGCUACUAUUCAUGUACUUAAGAUAGAUAAUUACGAUUUAUAGGCAGUUUCGUAAUUUCUCCAAUCCACAGCGGCCAUGUCGUGGUGCUUGUGCGUUUAUCGUCGCACUAACAAUAGUCAGU